Messenger RNA from Mytilus trossulus (common blue mussel), 1285 nucleotides. RefSeq names its product deleted in malignant brain tumors 1 protein-like. The record is from RefSeq and is a predicted model, not a curated record. The transcript is spliced from 6 exons. Bases 167 to 1285 code for a protein of 372 amino acids. Lineage: Eukaryota; Metazoa; Mollusca; Bivalvia; Mytilida; Mytilidae. Gene Ontology annotation, cellular component: membrane.
CUUAAAGUAUACGUUACAGACGAAAUGAAUAUUUAACGCCCUUAUUGUUUUAGUUUGCAGCUAAAAAUGAGGAUAUGAGAACAAGGACAUUGUUUGUUUAAGCAACUAUAUGGAUAACAAUUGGACAUGAAGUUUGCAAAUAAUUUUGUAAUAACAAAAUGAGGAUAUGAGAACACGGGUAGUGUUUAUGCUAGCAGUUUUGGGGAUAUAUAUCAGCAAUGAAGAAGAGAUAACAGCGUGUCCAAACUUGUUCACAAAACACACUUAUUACUUCAAUAAAUGCUACCAUGUGUCAACAACCAAAAUAAAAGGAGAUGAGUACGCCUCAUAUUGCUCAUUAAAGAACGGCCGGAGAGCAUCUCUGCAUAAUAGGGCAAUGCAAGACUUUAUUACUGACAAGGCGGGGGAAGAUUAUACGAUAGGUGUUCUAUGGACAGGCGAUCCACCAGAUUUCAGUUGGGCAGACGGUAAAACUUUUGAUCACUCGGAAAACUUUCAGUCAGGCGUUUCUCCUAGUAAAUCUGAUGAUAAUGUUUAUGUUGAUUAUACUACUGGAAAAUGGAAUUUCGAUAUGGGAUCUCACGGACAUAUUGCAUCGUGUGAUUAUACGAUUGGUGAACCGACUGACAGACACUACGCUCUAGUUGGUGGGAAUAUAAUGUGUGGACGGUUAGAAGUGUUCCAUGAUGGAUUCUGGGGAACAAUAUAUGACCCACAACCAGAUAUUAAACUUGGAUAUUUCAUAUGUAAUCGUUUAGGAUAUGAGUUUGAUGCUUUCGACUCAUCAUGUGUAUCCAAGGUGGGCACCGGUAUAAUAUGGUCAAUUGAUGUUAUUUGUGAUUCUAAUGCUACGAUGGUUGAUGACUGUUUUCAAGGUCAAACAACAUGGGAUACAUCAGUAACAGACCACACAAAUGAUGUUUAUGUCAGGUGUAAAGAAAAAGUGAUAACAACAACAGCAAAAACAACUACAACGAAAGCAACAACAAGUGGCACCACAACCGAAGAAACAACAAGUGGAUCCACAACAGAGGUAUCGACAAGUGGCUCCACGACAGCGGAAACAACAAGUGGCUCCACAACAGAAGAAUCAACAACUGACUCCACAACAGAAGAAACGAAAACAUCUACGGAAUCUAUGUUGUAUCCUUCAACAACAGAGUACUGCUUGACGAAUUGUAACGUUAUACACAAUGUCACAGAAACAGUAACCAUGACACAAAACGUUACUGUAACGGUGACUGCAACGGUCAACAUUACUAUAACUACAUCAGGCAAGUAUUAA